Messenger RNA from Schistosoma rodhaini, 3702 nucleotides. Lineage: Eukaryota; Metazoa; Platyhelminthes; Trematoda; Strigeidida; Schistosomatidae. The record is from the annotation of a GenBank genome assembly.
AUACGCGGAAGAAUUGACUUUACAAGGUUAUAUAAGCGUUGUCUCACUAUGCAUAGUUUCGAGGAUGUGCGCGUAUUUACACCAUCUCAGUCUCUAGGAUCCAAACGCCUAAACUUCGGUCAACACCAUCUCAGAUUCCAGUUACGCGACUCGGACGUUAUUGACCCGUGGUUUGAACAGCCAAACAUGUCAUGCAGGCACGGAGAUCGUCUGAAAGUAAAGCAUAUCCACCAGGAUUUCGAAUUAGGACCUCAGUGUUUGCGCAGGAUUACCGGAUCAAUCGUCACCGAUGGAUAGAAUGGGACAUAACGAAAACAUAGGGAAGGUGUUAUAUGAAUCAUCUGUAGGAAAAGGAAAUGGGUUCGAAAUUUUGAAUCACUUAUGUAAGAGAACUACUGCUAAUUUCACUACUAUUAUAAGGAUGCAACUAGAUGUUUUGCCCAACGUCCAUGAGAAAAUUAAAGCAUUAUGGACGCCAGAGUUAGAUUUUCGGUGAAGACGGGCAUUCGAAGCCAAACGACCCCAUAAAACAUAAAAGGUAUUGUAUACCCAAAUACGUGUGCGAAAGAAAACUAAUCCUAAUUCCACAUGUCGAUUUAAGAUUAUGUACAGAGCAAUUGAUGGGUUUCGUUUGUAUGAAUCACCUACUGAACGUCGAUUCACACCAUCUAUAUUAACUGGAUAUACGAUUGUUUUGUAUACGAAAGAUUUUCAUAUUUAUGAAUUGACUGUUAACAGUCUUUCUGUUGCUCGUUCACUUGAACAGUUAUUCGAGGCAGUAUCCUCAAUAGAUGACGUAACAUUGCUUUACCCAUUCGCUUAUAAAUCCAACCAAUCAUCACUUUUACCUGUAAUAACAACCACUGAUUGGCCUAACAACAUCAAAGAGUUAUUGUCUGUUGGGAGUUGGCGUAUAAGUCAAUUAAAUGACAAUUAUUCAUUGUGCAAUUCUUAUCCGAAAACAUUUAUCGUACCUGUUAAAUGUGAUGAUCAAAUGAUUGCAGAAAGUAGCCGAUUUCGUCAAGGUGGUCGUUUUCCUCUACUGGUAUACUAUCAUAAGCCAAGACAAACUACUUUAUUAAUAACUGCUGAACCAUUGAUUAACCAGUCUACAAUCACAAACAGUCAAAAUACCACUCCUCUAUUAUCAUCUAAUUCUAGUUUAACUUCAUCAACCAAAUCGAAUAAUCUAAUUCUUAAUUCAUCUUCGAAAAAUUCCAUAUUACCAUUUAGUUCAACAUUUAAUACUGGUCGAUGUCGUUCAGAUGAACAAUUACUUUCUUGUAUAUUACCAGAUAAAUGUAGAGGUGUUAUAUUGGAUUUAAGAACACAAAAUGAAACAAAAAAACCUCAAGCAACAAGUGGUCUUGUUGAAUUCGAACAAUAUUAUCCACAAUGGAGACGAGUUUCUAGACCGUUAGAAUCUACGGGUAACUUGAUUGUCACUUUCAGGAAAUUCAUUUAUGCUUGUAUAUCUUGUGGUCGUUUAACUCGAUCUUCAAGCAACACAACAUUUGGUGCACUUCAAUCUGGAAUCAGUGAUUCUAUUGGAAUGUUGUCCAGUGCCGCAUUAAAUCCAAUAGGAAAUUUCGGAUUACGUAACUCUGUGGCUGCAUCAAUCCCAUGUGAUAAUUCAGUCAAUUCACUCGAUGAUAAUGUUGUUCGUGAACAAAUAAAUACGUCGAGUAAAAAUGAUAUAGUCUCGAAUUUCGGUCAAUUAGAUAUUCAAUCUACUAAUUUAACUACUGAAUCGGAUUUAAGUAGUAAUAAUAAUGUCAAAAAAUCAAAAAAACUUUCAGCUUGGUUAUCAUUGGUUCGCGAGGCGUUAGCAGCUGCUGUUGCUGGAGCAACAGCUUUGGACGCUUUGGAUGCAUUCGCUCAACAACAACUUCAACAAGAACAAUGUUUGUUAGCUGAAAAACAAAGAAGAGCAUCAAAGGAUCAAAGUUUAGAAGAGGCUAAAUUACGUGGAUCAUGUGUAAUAGUGCAAAGUCGAAAAGGAACUGAUCGAGCUAUUCUCGUGGCUAGUUUAAUUCAAAUCAUAUUAAAUCCUGAGUCUAGAACUAUACAGGGAUUUCAAACACUUAUCGACCAAACCUGGUUAAACGCCGGACACCCAUUUGCAGAUCGUUGUCGAAAUUCCGCUUUCUCUAUUAAACCACCAAAGGAUGAGAGUCCAGUGUUUAUCCUAUUUUUGGAUUGUGUUUGGCAAUUACUUCGUCAAUAUCCAAAUUCAUUUGAAUUUACUGAUGAACUACUUUGUAUUAUUGCAAAACAUGCUUAUUUCUCUGAAUAUGGUACAUUUUUAGGCAAUUCUUUACAAGAAAGAGAACAAUUGGAUAUUUCAUCUAAAACAGUUUCUUUAUGGUCAUACAUCAAUCAACCAAUUGUGACACAUCGUUUGCAAAAUCCAUUUUAUUCUGAUCAAAAAAAUGAUGACAAUUCUCAACCAACAACUACAGUUGAUGGGGGUUAUGCAUGUUGGCCUUGUUUAUCUGCCCAAGCAUUAGAUAUUUGGGAAGAACUAUAUCAGUAUCAAUUGCUUGGUGUUAAUCCUAGUCUAUGGGAUAUGCCUCGAAUUAUGUCACGUGUAAUUAAGGAUAGAUUUGAAGCGGAACGGAAUAGAACUAUUGAAUUACGCAAAACACUUAAUCAACUUAUGAAUGAAGCUAUCGAUGCAGGUAUUCUUCAUGUAAAUGAUUAAACUUAUUUAAGUAGUAUAUUCAUUUAUUGAUAAUUUAUUUCAUUCCAUACUUAGUUUGUUAACAAAAACAAUAUAUAUAUUACUUAUAUUGUUAUUCUAAGAUAAUUUUUUUAAUAUUUUCUAUACUACUUAUGAAUUAGUAGUGAUUAUAUUGUAAAUGAUUUUGAACAAUCUGUUGAUAUUAUACUUUGUUUGAACUCACUACUUGAACCCUUUCAGAAAAAUAAUAAUGAACUGAUAGACAAAUGAGUUCCGAAACGGUUUAUGUAGUAUGAUGAUCGUGAUAUUAUGACAAAUUUUUUUCUUUUUGGAUAGAGUUUUGUUCUCUGAGCUGGAUGGUUUGGUCGUGGAGCUUUCAUCAUCCUUCUGACUGACAUCAUUAUCACGAACUUCGGGAGAAAUUUGGACAUUUCACUUCUACCCGAAGUUUGUGCUGAUAAUGUCGUUUAGAAAGAUGCUGAAAGCUCCACGAUCAAACCAUUCAGCUAAUAGAACAAAAUUCCAUCAAAAUCAUCCAUCUGAGCUAUAAAUUGUCUCCACUAUUAUGACAGAAUGAAUUGAUACCUACCAUUCUAAUGAUACUAUUAUCAUAUUGUGUUAUAUGAACAUGUAUGCCUUAUGAUUUGGUUUUUGGUUAUAUACUACUAACUAUUUGUAUUAUUUUACUACUUAAAUAUGUGUAAUCCAUUUUCAACUUCUAUUCAUUGUAAUAUGUAUAUUUUGUAAAUCUUUUUAAUCGUAAUUUACAAUCUGCUAUAAAAGUUGAGUGUAUUGUAUGUUUUAAUGUUUUGUCAGAGUGAUUGUGAAAUGUUUAAAUAUCAGUCAAUAACUGACGGGGGAUAGUUUGGAGUAUUGUUUAGUUUCACAUUGCGGGUUGACUUUGAAUAGACAACUAUCAAUAACUAGGAAGAAUUACGUGACUGCUUAAUAGUUCUUAUCCACCACGAGAUCGAUGCAUGUAUAGUGAAAGCCAAAGCGGCUUAUGCCAAUCUGGGCCA